Molecule: messenger RNA, 2587 nt
Organism: Lolium rigidum
Lineage: Eukaryota; Viridiplantae; Streptophyta; Magnoliopsida; Poales; Poaceae
Product: pentatricopeptide repeat-containing protein At1g79490, mitochondrial
Exons: 1
Coding region: 1-2331 (776 amino acids)
Molecular function (GO): protein binding
Source: RefSeq, a predicted model, not a curated record
AUGCUCCUCCGCGCCGGCCUCCCCCACCUCCGCCGCCGGGCGGCGGCGCUGCCCCGCUCGCUCGCGCCACGCCGCCUCUCAUCCGACCCGCCGCCGGGCGCCGAGUGGACGGACACGGUCGACUACCUGGACGAGACGGGGGAGGUCCUCUCGUCCGCGCCGGGUGCGCGCCCCGCAGUACCAGGCGCCGAGCCCACCAUCCUCUCCGGCACCUCCGCGCACCCACUCCCUCGCCCCGCCGCGGCGGCCCGCCUCGCCGCGCUCGCGCUGCGCCUCCGCUCGGGGCCGUCCCUCACCGCCGCGCUCUCCGCGCUCCCGUCCCCGCCGGACCCGGCGCUGCUCCUCCUCGCCGCCAGCUCGCUCCCGGCCUCCGACCCCGUCCCGCUCCUCUCCCUCGUCGCCUGGGCGCGCACCCAGCCCUGGUUCGCGCCCUCCGACGCCCUCUCCUCCCUCGUCGCCGCGCGCCUCCCGCCGUCCACCCACUCCUCCGACAUCCUCUCCCUCUUCGACGACGCGCUCGCGCACCCGGACCCCGCCGCAUUCCCCAGGACCCUCAACGCCGUCGUCUCCGCGCUCGCCACCCACGGCCUCCUCGAGCCCGCCUUCUACUGCUUCAAGCGCCUCCGCGACGCCGGCUUCCGCGGCCUCGCCACGCCCGCCUGCAACGCCCUCCUCUCGCUGCUGCUCACCAGGGGGCUCGCCUUCAAGGCCUUCGAGGUGCUCGAUGAAAUGUCGGUAUGUGGCUGCGCGCUCGACAAGGGCACUUACGAGCUUGCCGUGCCUGCGCUGGCACGCGCCGGCAGGAUCGACGCCUCACGGAAGCUGUUUGAUGAAAUGAGGCAGAGGGAUGGGGUCGGGCCUGCGUCACCGGCAGUGUACAGCACGAUGGUGGACGUGCUGGCCAAGUCCGGGAGGCUCGACGCAGCGAUGGGAAUGUACCGGGAGAUGGUGGCGGUGGGGCACAGGGUGAGCACGGCAGUGAGUACGGCCAUGGUGGAGGGGCUCGUGAAGGCUGGGAAGCUCGAUGCCGGGAUGGAGCUUUGGGAGGAGAUGAGGCGAGGAGGGCUCCGGCCAAGCUUUGGGUUGUACACCAUGGUGGUCGAGGCGAAUGCACGGUCAGGGAGGCUGGACGUCGCUGCCAAGUUGUUUGGAGACAUGGAGAAGUCCGGCUUCUUCCCUACUCCUGCCACAUAUGCUUGUCUGGUCGAAAUGCAUGCUUCAGCAGGGCAGGUGGAUAUUGCAAUGCGGAUGUACCACUCGAUGGCAAAUGCAGGGACAAGGCCGGGGCUGAGCACAUUUACAGCGUUGCUGACGAUGCUGGCGAACAAGAGGCUACUGGAUUUGGCUGCAAAAGUGUUGCUUGAGAUGAAGGCGUCAGGGUUCCCAAUCGAGGUGACUGCGAGUGACCUGCUGAUGAUUUACAUCAAGGAUGGGUCAACGGAGCUCGCACUCAAGUGGCUGCGGUUCAUGGGCUCUGCUGGGAUACGGACCAAUAAUUUCAUCAUCAGGCAGCUCUUCGAGUCUUGCAUGAAGAUGGGGCUGUAUGACUCGGCACGUCCUCUGCUCGAGACGUAUGUUGGUGCGGCGGCGAAGGUGGACAUGAUACUCUACACCUCCAUCCUCGCGCACUUGGUGCGGUGCCAGGAUGAGGACAGCGAACGCGCAAUCAUGAACAUCCUGAGCGUGAGCAGGCACAAGGCGCAUGACUUCAUGUGCGGGUUGUUCACUGGGCCUGAGCAGCGCAAGAAGCCCGUGCUCUCCUUUGUCCGUGAAUUCUUUCAGGGCAUCGACUAUGAAAAUGAGGAGAAUGCGGCGAGGUACUUUGUGAACGUGCUCCUCAACUAUCUGGUGCUCAUGGGGCAGAUGAACCGUGCACGAUGCGUCUGGAAGGUCGCCUACGAGAAUAAGCUGUUCCCCAAGGCCAUCGUUUUUGACCAGCACAUCGCCUGGUCCCUGGACAUCCGGAACCUUUCUGUGGGAGCAGCGCUCAUCGCGACAGUGCACACGCUCCACCGAUUCAGGAAGCGGAUGCUCUACUACGGAGUCGUGCCGCGUCGCAUCAAGCUGGUGACAGGGCCGACGCUCAAGAUGGUGGUGGCCCAGGUGCUAGCAUCACUGGAGUCGCCAUUCGAGGUAAGUAAGGUUGUCCUGCGGGCACCUGGGGACUCAGUGCUCGAGUGGUUUAAGAAGCCAAUUGUGCAGCAGUUCCUGCUCAACGAGAUACCGUCCAAGUCAGACGUCCUGAUGCACAAGCUCAACGUUAUGUUCCCUAGCUCAGCACCAGAGGUCCGGUCUCUGUCCCUCCCUAGGCCCCUUGGCAUGCCACGGUGAUGGUGCGAGUUUCUGUGCACAAACCGUAGCAUACUGUAUACUGUAGUUUUUUGCCAAAGCGUGAGGAUUCUCACUCUUCCCUCUCUGUUUGUACGUGUACAACAAUGCAAAAUUCAAAUGGUUUAUGGUACCAUAAUUGUUAGAAAGAGAUAAUGCAAAUGUUUCCUGUAGUGAAGUGAGACUGAGAGCUCACACAUGUUUGUGGCAUGUAAUUAUUGAAUUUCAUCUUAUUUAUAUGAAAACAGAUGUUACAUAC